This is a messenger RNA of Bombyx mori (domestic silkworm), 502 nucleotides long. It is a transcript of the gene RpS11, whose product is annotated as ribosomal protein S11. Gene Ontology annotation, cellular component: cytosolic small ribosomal subunit; ribosome. Lineage: Eukaryota; Metazoa; Arthropoda; Insecta; Lepidoptera; Bombycidae. Gene Ontology annotation, biological process: translation. Gene Ontology annotation, molecular function: structural constituent of ribosome. The record is from RefSeq and is marked provisional.
CUUCUUUUCAUUGUCAAGCAAAAUGGCGGAUCAGACAGAGAAAGCGUUUCAGAAACAGGCCACCGUUUUCCUGAACAGGAAAGGUGGCAUGAAGAGGAAGGACAUGCGUCACCAUAAGAAUGUUGGUUUAGGCUUCAAAACUCCCAGAGAGGCGAUUGAGGGUACCUACAUUGACAAGAAGUGUCCCUUCACUGGCAACGUUUCGAUCCGCGGCCGCAUCCUCACCGGCGUCGUUCAGAAGAUGAAGAUGCAGAGAACUAUCGUGAUCCGCCGCGAUUACCUUCACUACCUACCCAAAUACAAUAGGUUCGAGAAACGGCACAGGAACAUGUCCGUACAUUUGUCGCCUUGCUUCAGGGACGUGGAGAUUGGUGAUAUUGUAACGAUCGGCGAAUGCAGACCUUUGUCCAAAACAGUUAGAUUCAAUGUUUUGAAAGUUUCAAAGGGCAAGGGCUCGAAGAAGUCUUUCAAAAAAUUUUAAUAAACUUAUGUCUUAAGUAAA